Messenger RNA from Gymnodraco acuticeps, 2144 nucleotides. It is a transcript of the gene matn3a, whose product is annotated as matrilin 3a. Lineage: Eukaryota; Metazoa; Chordata; Actinopteri; Perciformes; Bathydraconidae. The coding region runs from base 33 to 1559 and encodes 508 amino acids. The record is from RefSeq and is a predicted model, not a curated record. Gene Ontology annotation, molecular function: calcium ion binding. The transcript is spliced from 7 exons.
CACCGGACAGACCACCGGAGGACUCUGCAGACAUGAUGAAGACUUUGCUCUGGAGCCUGCUGUGCUGCGCCGCGCUGCUGCUGCCUGAUGCCCGGGCCACACACCCUCUCAAUGCCGGGGACCCGCGGCUGAUCUCCGCACAGAGCUACGCACAAACACGACUCAAUGGCCGACCCCCGAUCAGGACCCUGAACCCAGAAAGCCACAGAAGUGCUUACACGUAUAGAGGAGGGUAUCACUACCACUACCAGCCACCAAGGAUCCCUCCACCGGUAGUGUAUAGACCUUUUCCUAUGUCUCCUCCACUGACCUACCACAGACCCUCACACCCCAUGCCCCCAUACCACCACAGAUUCACCGGCCCAGUGGCUCCACAUAUGCAUCACAUAUACAAAGGUCUAUCUCCACCAGUAGUUCACCACCCUCAUCACAGGCUCAAAGGCCAGUUCCCUCACACGUUGAAAGGUCCCUGCCUCAUAAAGACAGACCCAACAGUGCCACCAGCGCCUGUGGUUCCCCUUCCUCCAACUCAACCUCCACCUCCACCAGAGCCGACAAUACAGUCAACUCUGCCAGCAACGACAGUGACCACCAUGCUGCCGGUGGUGGUGACCACUGUGCCGCCGGUGGAGACCCCCGCUCCUGUGACGCUACCGGUCAGUACCCAAAGCGGCUUCAUCACCACCGUCAGUCCUGAGACAGAGACAGACUCUCAGUGCAUGAGCCGUCCCCUGGACCUGGUCUUUAUCAUUGACAGCUCUCGCAGCGUGCGUCCCGGUGAGUUUGAGAAGGUGAAGAUUUUCCUGGCUGACAUGGUCGACACCUUGGACGUUGGCGCAGAAGCCACCAGAGUGGCCGUGGUCAACUACGCCAGCACGGUCAAGAUCGAGUUCGUCCUCAAAAACUACUUCAACAAACCCGACAUGAAGAAAGCCAUCACCCGCAUCGAGCCCUUGGCGGCCGGCACCAUGACAGGCCUCGCCAUCAAGACCGCGAUGAACGAAGCCUUCACCGAGGAGUCCGGAGCCAGACCUCGCUCCAGGAAAAUCACAAAGGUGGCCAUCAUUGUGACAGACGGGAGGCCCCAGGACCAGGUGGAGGAGGUCUCGGCCGUAGCCAGGGCUUCAGGCAUCGAGAUCUACGCUGUCGGGGUGGACAGGGCCGACAUGCGCUCCCUGCAGCAGAUGGCCAGCAUCCCCCUGGAGGACCACGUCUUCUAUGUGGAGACAUACGGCGUCAUCGAGAAGCUCACCUCCAAGUUCAGAGAGACCCUGUGCGGUCUGGACCCCUGUUCCAUUGGAAAUGACUGCGAACACAUAUGUGUCAACAGCAAUGCCUCGUAUUACUGCCAGUGCCGGAUCGGUUAUAUCUUGAAUACGGACAAGAAAACAUGUUCCAUGAAACAGGUGAGGGCGGUGGUGGUGGAGGAUCCCUGCAAAUGUGAAGCCCGACUGAUGUUCGCCAAGCAGACCCAGGCCGCCCUGCAGCAGCUCACAGCCAAGCUGGCCGAUGUGUCUGGGAGGAUCGAGCGUCUGGAGAACAUGGUGGGCCACAUUUAAGAGCUGCGCACUGUGAAACAGCUCGCCGGUUUACUUCCUGGACACGGACAUGAGCUUCCUGUCAUCCAGCCUCCCAUAACUACUGUACGGACGUCAGACACAGAUGGAGUGAAGCUGUGAUUCAUAAACCAAUACCCCUCAAGCUACUGACUAUAGUGGACUGUUGAGCUAAAACAUAUGCAGUUUAAUGAGCAUUUAACUACAGUUAUUAUUCUAUUUCCCAUAUAUAUAUAUAUAUAUAUAUGUGAACAUGUAUAAUUAGUAUAAGUUAUCCUGUACUGUAUUAUGUAUGUGUCCUGUUUGUACAAAGUUGCAUAUUGUAUAUAGUAGUGUUUAUAUAAUUGAUUUAUUGGAUGAAUUUAGUGACAGAUUUCAAUGGAAAAAAUAUGACAUUUGACUACAUUAGAUAUUUUUGCAUAUAUUUGUUUGUUAUAGGCUCUCUGUUACAGUUUAACUAAAUCACUUGUCAUGGAUAACAAUUGUUAGUAGUCUGUGAAAGAUAUGAAAUGAAAAAUAAUGUUUGCUAAUAUUUAUAAAUGUAACCAGGCAGACCAAUUGGAUAAUAAAAAAGCCACAAAUGAGAAA